Molecule: messenger RNA, 1452 nt
Organism: Aspergillus niger
Lineage: Eukaryota; Fungi; Ascomycota; Eurotiomycetes; Eurotiales; Aspergillaceae
Exons: 9
Coding region: 1-1452 (483 amino acids)
Source: RefSeq, a predicted model, not a curated record
AUGAGAGCGGGGAUUGAAGAAGCUUUAAAACGUGGGUUGAGCUCUGACAGACAGGCCAUGAUGAUCGGGGAAAUUGUGGUGGUGGGAGAGCCGGCGAGGGAUUGGCGGCGGGGGGAGGCAGAGAGAACGACAGCCAGCGAGAUCCCUGGGAGCAGUGGGGAUCCCUUCAUGCACGGACAAGGAACUGCUAAGCACUAUGCGGCUGGGGAAUUGAUUGGCAUGGGAGCUAUCGCAAUUGCCUGCCCAAAGACCAAUCUCGCACGGGAAAGAUCGGUGGACGGGCUGAGGUUCGGCCUUGCUGUUUCUUUUUUUGGUCCCUCUGUCGCGAUAUCUUCUGUCUCUUGGGGGAUCAUCUGUACUACGAUCGUCCGAAAGGCCUCACUCGUGGCUACAGAGACAAUGACAAUUGAGGAAAGGCUACCAGGAGUGAGUGGUACCCGUCGCGCAAUUCGGGAGGAGACAGAGGAGGAGAAGGACGACGACAUUGGCGAGGGGAGUACAACCGUUGGGGAGAGUGGGGGGAGGAGAGCAAAAAUGCCAGGCACAUUGUCAACCCAACCGGCUAAUGCGGACUGGCAGGAGUUGCUCGAGGGAGGUGGGAUCUCAACCCUGUCUGGUGAACAAGGGUCUUGUGCCUUGAGUGCCAAUCAGAGUGCCGGGCGGCAAGUGAGUGGUGGUGAGCUCGUCGAGAGUCAAAAUGCGAUGCGGGGAUUCAGUUGUGCAAGUGGCAGUCCAGCACCUACAGUAGUCAACCCGGGAAACCCGCAGCCAACCGGGCUGCAGUGGGUCGGGCCUGAAGGGCCCCGUGCAACCAGUGAUAUCCCUCUGCCAAGAUGUGACCAGAUGCCGCUAACCUCGCGAUCCAGGCCAAGACCCUGCUUGCCAGCAUUUGGCCAUGACUCGGUCCUGAACAGUCCCAUGAUCCGUGGUCCGCUCGAAGAUCUGACAGCGGGACUAAAAGUGGAGAGCAAUCAUCAACUGGGGACUAAAAAUUUAACUUUGGCUGCUUCUGCACCCACGCUCCCCAGUCACACUUCUUGUCACAUUCGGCAACAACGGCACGCCAAUGAUGGAGGACGUGCCACCCCCGUUGGAAUCCCUCGAGUCGACUCGAUGCUAGUACUAGUGCUUGUGUGUGCUGCUCGACAAUUUCUGUGCGCAAUGUACUGCAUCGCAAGCGCAGGAACUUGCGAACAGCGUCAAUUCUCUGGCUGGUGUGCUUCCCCGAUGCAGAUCACUGCAUGGUCGAAAAGCCAACCCAACCCCGGCAAGUCAGGUGCUUGCAGCGUGCCUGGCAUGCAGUCUGUGCAGUUAUCACACCGAGUCACCUGGGCUACGUCUGUCUCUUUCUCAGUUGGGUUAGUAUAUCCACUCACCGCGCUUUUCAUGACUUCGGCAAAUUAUGGUCAAUUCAUCGAAUAUCUCCGAGAAGCAGUUAUACACCGUUAUUAA